ACUUACACACCAAUCCUCACUAAUAUCAGGAUACUCGCUCUCAUUAAGGGAAAACCAGAAAAAAUACAUUUCUGCAGAUAUUUAAGUAAACUUACUCAGCGUAUGAGUUCUGCUUCUUUAUCUAAUGAUCUGCUGAGUGUUUCUACUUCCUGUUAUUUUAUUUUAGUUUAUAUAUUUGUAUAGAGCUCUGACAGUUGUUCGUGCACAGCUGAAUGAAGUCACGAGAUAAUAAAUGAAGGUAAUGAAAUGAUAAUGUGUGUGAUGUAGAUUUUACCAGACUGUUAAUUCUGUUCUCUGUAUUUGCAGCGUUUUCAGGCGUAUACUUUCAGUAUUUACAGGCCUUUGCUCGAUGGAUCAGAAAGCUGUCUGAUAACAAACCAUAUCUGUGUGUGUGUGUGUGUUUAUUACCCUACCUCACUGCCCCUCCCCCUCUGCAGAGUAAACGGUUAGUAAGUGAAAGUGAAAGUCAGCCUCCAUUUUGUGUGGAGGGGAAAAUACACCAUUUCAGGAGUAAAAACACAAGACUAUUUCCUGUAAGUGAACUCUGUGCUGAUACAGGGUUUGAUUUAACACACCGAUGUUGGAGUGAAGUAAACGUGUGUCCUGCUGUAAUCUGGAGAAGGAGACAUGACCUCCAACAUGAGUGUGUCUGGAAAACAGGACUUAAAGAGAGAGGAGAGAAUGAUGGAGGGAAAGAGAUCAGACUCACCAGAACCCAGCUGUGUGUCCAUGAAGAGUGACGCGUCAAUGGAUAUUCCACUUCACUUCAGAGACGGAGCCAGUUCUCCUGAUGUGAGACCACAACAGAAGAAAUCAAACCUCAGCAGAAAUCAGCUGGACUCCAUAUUCAAGGAGCUGGAACACAAAGUCAUCACUCUGAUAAAGAAUGAGCUGAAGAGGUUUAGGAAGCUCCUGAGUCCAGAUUACCCAGCAUGCACUGAGAGGGAGGUGGAGGAUGAGGAGGAUCUGCACAGUGUCAGAGACGGAGCGCUGAAGAUCACACUGCACGUCCUGAAGAACAUGAACCACACAGAUCUCGCUAACACACUGCACAACAAGUCUGUGGCCUCUGUGUAUCAGACAAAGCUGAAAUCCAGCCUGAGAGAGAAGUUUAAAAGAAUUAAUGAAGGAAUCUCACAGCAUGGAAGCUCAGCACUUCUGAAUGAGAUCUACACAGAGCUCUACAUCACAGAGGGUUGGAGUGGAGACGUCAAUAAUGAACAUGAGGUGAGACAGAUUGAGACAGCGUCCAGGAGACCAGCAGCACAGGAGACACCCAUCAAAUGUAAUGAUCUCUUUAAAGACAAGUCCAUCAGAAGUGUGCUGACUAAAGGAGUUGCUGGAAUUGGAAAAACAGUCUCUGUGCAGAAGUUCAUUCUGGACUGGACUGAAGGAAACGCAAAUCAGGACGUCACCUUCAUGUUUCCACUUCCCUUUAGAGAGCUGAAUCUGAUGAAGCAGAAACAUCUCAGUCUGAUGGAUCUUCUUCAUCACUUUUUCCCUGAGAUGAGAAAACUAGAAGUAAUAGACUCCUACAAAGUGGUGUUGAUCUUUGAUGGUCUGGAUGAGUGUCGACUUCCUCUAAAUUUCCAGAAGAAUGAGAGAUUGUGUGAUGUGACAGAGUCAGCCUCAGUGGAUGUGCUGCUGACGAACCUUAUCAAGGGGAAUCUGCUUCCCUCUGCUCUCCUCUGGAUCACCUCUCGACCAGGAGCAGCCAAUCAGAUCCCUCCUGAGUGUGUAGACCAGGUAACAGAGGUACGAGGGUUCAGUGAUCCUCAGAAAGAGGAGUACUUCAGGAAGAGGAUCAGUGAUCAGAGCCUGGCCGAUAAAAUCAUCUCACACAUGAAGUCUUCAAGAAGCCUCUACAUCAUGUGCCACAUCCCAGUCUUCUGCUGGAUCUCGGCCACUGUUCUAGAGAGAAUGUUGGGUGAAGCAGAGAGUGGAGAGAUCCCCAAGACUCUGACUCAAAUGUUCACACGCUUCCUGAUCUUUCAGAUCAAACACAAGGACCAAAAGUACCAUCAGAAAUGUGACCCUGAUCCUCAGCAGACCAGAGAGAGUAUCCUGGCACUGGGAAAACUGGCUUUCCAACAGCUGGAGAAAGGAAACCUGAUCUUCUAUGAGGAAGACCUGAGAGAGUGUGGCAUUGAUGUCAGAGAAGUGUCAGUGUACUCAGGAGUGUGUACCCAAAUCUUCAGAGAGGAGUUCGGGCUUCACCUGGGGAAGGUGUUCAGCUUUGUACAUCUGAGUGUUCAGGAGUUUCUGGCUGCUUUAUACACAUUUCUCUCCUUCAUCAGCAGAAAUGUAACAGAACAGCCAACCACUAAUCUGUCUGAUCUUCUCAACAAGUCAGACAUGUCUGAUCUCCUCAUGAGUGCAGUGGACAAGGCCUUACAGAGUGAGAACGGACACCUGGACCUGUUCCUCCGCUUCCUUCUGGGUCUCUCACUGGAGUCCAAUCAGACUCUCUUACGAGGCUUAAUGCCACAGACAGGAAGCAGCUCUCACAGCAAACAGGAAACAGUCGAGUACAUCAAGGAGAAGAUCAGGGAGAAUCCAUCUCCAGAGAAAUCCAUCAAUCUGUUCCACUGUCUGAAUGAACUGAAUGAUCAUUCUCUAGUGCAGGAAGUACAGACUUACCUGAACAGAGAAGAUUACUGUCGUCUCAGGGGAACCAGACUCUCUCCUGCUCAGUGGUCAGCUCUGGUGUUUGUGUUACUGAACUCAGAUCAGGAGCUGGAUGAGUUUGAUUUGAGUAAAUAUGACCCAUCAGAGGAAUGUCUUCUGAAGCUGCUGCCAGUGGUCAAAGCCUCCAGAACAGCUGAGCUGUGUCGGUGUAAUCUGACAGAGGAAAGCUGUAGAGUUCUGUCCUCAGUUCUCAGAUCAAACUCCUCCAGACUGAGAGAACUGGACCUGAGUCGCAAUAACCUGCAGGAUUCAGGAGUGAAGCUGCUCUCUGCUGGACUGGAGAAUCCACACUGUACACUGGAGAUACUGAGGCUGUGGAGGUGUAAACUGACAGAGGAAAGCUGUAGAGUUCUGUCCUCAGUUCUCAGAUCAAACUCCUCCAGACUGAGAGAACUGGACCUGAGUCGCAAUAACCUGCAGGAUUCAGGAGUGAAGCUGCUCUCUGCUGGACUGGAGAAUCCACACUGUACACUGGAGAUACUGAGGCUGUGUGUGUGUAAACUGACAGAGGAAAGCUGUAGAGUUCUGUCCUCAGUUCUCAGAUCAAACUCCUCCAGACUGAGAGAACUGGACCUGAGUGACAAUAACCUGCAGGAUUCAGGAGUGAAGCUGCUCUCUGCUGGACUGGAGAAUCCACACUGUACACUGGAGAUACUGAGUCUGCGUGUGUGUAAACUGACAGAGGAAAGCUGUAGAGUUCUGUCCUCAGUUCUCAGAUCAAACUCCUCCAGACUGAGAGAACUGAACCUGAGUUACAAUAACCUGCAGGAUUCAGGAGUGAAGCUGCUCUCUGCUGGACUGGAGAAUCCACACUGUACACUGGAGAUACUGAGGCUGUGUGUGUGUAAACUGACAGAGGAAAGCUGUAGAGUUCUGUCCUCAGUUCUCAGAUCAAACUCCUCCAGACUGAGAGAACUGAACCUGAGUGACAAUAACCUGCAGGAUUCAGGAGUGAAGCUGCUCUCUGCUGGACUGGAGAAUCCACACUGUACACUGGAGAUACUGAGGAUGUGGAACUGCAGUAUUACAGAUGAAGGUUGUGCUGCUCUGGCUUCUGCUCUGAGGUCAAACUCCUCAUCACACCUGAGAGAACUGAAUCUGUACUAUAAUAAUCCAGGAGAAUCAGGAGUGAAGCUGCUCUCUGAUCUACUGAAGGAUCCACACUGUAACCUGGAGACACUACACAUUAAGUAUAAUAAACUCACCAGGACGGCGUAUGACGGGAGUCUCACCUCAAACCUCUUCUCCAGGAUAAAGCAGUCUUGGUGAAGAGUUAGAACCCGUCCCACAUUUCCAGCAGUUUGGGAGCUGAAUCAUUAAACUUAAAGGGGCAGAGCAGAAACAAAGUCAAGAACAGGCAGAAGGUCGUACACAGGAGAAAUCAACACACGUAACCAAAUAUCUGCUGUACAAAGCAACGGCACCGAUCUGCCCCGGGGAUGGAGACUGACGAGGCUUAAGUACACGUCCGGAAAUGUACAGCCAACUCAUCCCAAAGCACGAGGCGGGAGCAGGCGUGUACGAGAUGUGAUCGUCCAAUGGCAAGCCGGAACAUGACGCAUUGCAGUGGACUGGGCUUAAAAGAGGAGGAGACAAGACACCCAUCCCUCCCCCGACAUAGACACACGAAUGGAACAUAGUACAAACAGAAAUACAACUGAGGACGUAACAAUGGCCAAGUAUCAAAUAAAAUCUAAACUUGCAUUGAUGAAGUUAAUGUUGUUAGUAAUUGUUUAUAAAUUACCAUGGUAACACAGAGCUCCAAGGUAUAAAAAUAUGGAGUUUGUCAUCAAUCAAACAGUAACCAGUUUUAAUACCUAAAAAAGUUUACGUAGCAAAAUUUAGCAAAGCGCUUUACAGUAAAUUAAAAUGUAAAAUUAAACUAAUGAAAUGUUGUGCAGCACAUGCUUAUGUUAAUGUUUGUUACAUUAUAUGAUCAUAUAAAUAAAUAAA
This is a messenger RNA of Ictalurus furcatus (blue catfish), 4641 nucleotides long. RefSeq names its product NACHT, LRR and PYD domains-containing protein 12-like. The transcript is spliced from 13 exons. Bases 628 to 3957 code for a protein of 1109 amino acids. Gene Ontology annotation, molecular function: protein binding. NCBI's taxonomy places the organism in Eukaryota, Metazoa, Chordata, Actinopteri, Siluriformes, Ictaluridae. The record is from RefSeq and is a predicted model, not a curated record.